Molecule: messenger RNA, 888 nt
Organism: Cavenderia fasciculata
Lineage: Eukaryota; Evosea; Eumycetozoa; Acytosteliales; Cavenderiaceae
Gene: bcs1lA
Product: mitochondrial chaperone BCS1
Exons: 1
Coding region: 1-888 (295 amino acids)
Biological process (GO): mitochondrial respiratory chain complex III assembly; protein insertion into mitochondrial inner membrane from matrix
Cellular component (GO): mitochondrial inner membrane
Molecular function (GO): ATP binding; ATP hydrolysis activity
Source: RefSeq, a predicted model, not a curated record
AUGGCUAGUGGUGCACCAUUCGAGUCGAUCGUACUCACCGUGUUUGGUAACGACGGCAAUGUCAUUCAACAACUCGUGACCGACGCAAUGGAGUUGUCGUUACGUCGCGACGAGGGAAAGACAGUCAUCUAUAUUAGCAGUGGUGGCAGUUGGGAGAGAUUCGGUACACCGCGUACAGCCAGAUCACUCGACUCUGUCAUCCUACCUCAACAGGGUAAAGACGGCUUGGUCAGCGACAUUCGUGACUUUUUGUCGAGUGAAGAGUGGUUCCGUAAUCGUGGUAUCCCAUACCGUCGCGGAUACCUCUUGCACGGACCACCCGGCAAUGGCAAAUCAUCGCUUGUCAAUGCGAUUGCCGGCGAGCUCAAACUCGACAUUUGUAUAGUCUCUUUGUCCAACUCUGAAAUGGACGAUCACCAAUUCAACAGUCUUCUCAACAAUGCGCCACCCAAGAGCAUCCUUUUAAUCGAGGAUGUUGAUGCAGCCUUUUCACGUCGAUCUGCUUCGUCAGAGGUAUCAUCCAAACUAUCGUUUUCAGGUAUUUUGAAUGCCCUUGAUGGCGUGGCCUCACAAGAGGGUCGUAUACUCUUUAUGACCACCAACCACUUGGAAGUACUCGACAGUGCUCUCAUCCGUGAAGGACGUGUCGAUCUCAAGAUACAAAUCUCCAAUGCCACCAAGCAACAAGCUCAACAACUCUUUACCUACUUUUACUCACUCGACAAUCAAAACCCAUCCAACCUUGAAAUGGCCACCCAAUUUGCCUCUAAAAUAACAGACUACAGUCUAUCCAUGUCUCAAAUUCAAGGUUUCCUACUUCAAUACAAAUCAUCUCCUCAAAAAGCAUUAAAACAUAUUAAUAAAUUAAUUCCAGUCUCUUUAGUUUAA